UAAGUUGAAGUUUCUCAUAGUAAACAAAAGGUUUUGAAAUUCGGAAGUAAUACACUCUCUGAUGCCUCGGCACUGCCUGGUACACUAACAAUAUUUGCAGGCAGUUCAAAACAAUAAAUAGUUAUUCUAGUAAUGAAGCUCGCAUAUACGACAUUUUAUUGAAACAGAAAAUAUUUAUACAUUUUCUUUUAAAAAUCAUAUAAUACAUAAAAUUUCAGUCGGAGGUUUCUUAUUUUCGAUAUUAAUACUCGAUGAACAGCAAUAGUAUCAACUUGCCGUGCAAUUUAAAAAUUCAUAUUUAUGAUAAAAUUGAUGAUAUCAAUAAUUAAGAAAAUCGUUUAUUUAUUACUAAAAAGAUAAAAGCGCAAAAAUGUCAUCCCAAAUCGAUGACUUUCUUGCGAAAAAAAAAGAACAAACAACAUUAUUGGAUUUACAAAACUGUACCGCAAAAUCAAAAGAAGAAUUGAGAAAACUUAUUGAAAAAGUUCCUGAGUUCAAAAUAAAACCAGAAAAAACAAUAUAUGAAAUAAAAAUCAGAGAUAAAAAAUUUAAAUUUAAAUUACCUAAAAAAGAGAGUAGAAAAAAAUUUCCAUUUUCCGAACCUACGCCUACCGAGAUGCGAACUAUUUCGUUAGAUGAGUUGUAUUCUGUAAACAUACAAUGGAAAAUGCUAACUUCUAUGCGACCAAAAUCAAAAGUAGACGAAGAAUAUUUUUCAAGGCAAGUUGAAUUAGGUAAGCAAACAUUGAAGAGCAGAAAAAUUGAAAAGAAAACACCACGCGAAUAUUUCUUACGAAAGAAAAAAAAUGCGUCAGGAAGUGUAGAAGCAAAGUUUUUAUCCUGCAAAGAAUGUGGCGUAGAGUUUUGUACUGGAGAAAAUUGUAAUACAUUCGAUUAUGAAUCAUUUAAACGAAUUUCGAUCUCCACAAUACAAACAGUGCCAAAGGAAAAAUCACUUGAAUCAGACAUGAAAAAUAUAAAAUUUUUGAAAAAAAAUGAGGGAACAAAAUCAAAAUUGACUACUGAAAAAAACACUAAAAUAAUAUUAAAAAAAAAAAAAACAACAUUGAAAAUAAAAUAAUAACUGUCAAAACUGCGAAAACGAAUAAAAAUAUAUUAGUGUAGUUUAAAAUUCGAAUACAUAACUCCAAUUUUUUUUAGUUAACUUAUAAUACAAAAGUUAUUACUUUGAAUCUCCCUGUGGGCAGAUGAAGAAUUCGAUUUCCAUAAAUAAAAUAUGCCUAAAGUAAAGAACAUAUUUAUAGUGUUUUUAAAAAAAAACUUCACUUCAACUUGUUUUAAUAUUCAAAAAGUUCUUACAUUUUUAAACAAAAUUUUUAAUAAUUUAAAAUUUUUCCGGUUAAAAAAAUUAUAACUUGUGGUUAGAUUUUCCGCAUUUACGAAAAACGACGGACAUUUUUUUUUUAAUUAUGAGGGUAAUGUCUUUAACUAGACAAGAUUUUCGAUAUUUGACAUAUAGUAAAAAAAAAUCGAUCUUGUAGAUGUUGAGAGAACUUAUAAUAGACAAAAAAAUAACAUAAUAAAAUUAAUACCUUUACAGCUUUGCAUCGAAGUUCAAAAUAAAAACUUAUUAAUAAAAAUUUAGACAAUAAAAUAAUAUAAAAUUUUUGAAGAAUAUAACUAAAAAUUAAUAAUGUACAAAGCGUCUUUCAGAAAUGAUAAGCAAAUUUUCCAAAACUCUUUAAUGGAUAAGCCAUUUGACUAAACAAAAAAAAAAAAUUGACUAUGGGUUUUUUAGUUUUGAUGCAAAGCUGAGGUGUUCUCAACUUUUACCUCAUGGAUUUCUUUCAACAAUACGUCAAAAGAUAAAAAACGUAUAUAAUUGAAGAUAUUGACCUUAGAAAUCGAAAAAAUUUACGUUGUUUCUUAUAAAUGGAGGAAAUUACCUAAAAUAUUGUGAUUUUUCAAAUCGAUAAAUUUCGACAUUUUGUAAACUUUUUUUUCUUAAAACUGUCACAAUUUUUUGAAAAAUUAAUAAAUCUGUAACGUCAUAAAUCCAAAGGUGGACCGUUUAGAAUUUUUAAUGUUUUUAUCAUAGUUUUUAUCGCGCAAGAGAUUGCAGGAAUGAACCUUUUUCUUAA
Molecule: messenger RNA, 2102 nt
Organism: Daktulosphaira vitifoliae (grape phylloxera)
Lineage: Eukaryota; Metazoa; Arthropoda; Insecta; Hemiptera; Phylloxeridae
Exons: 4
Coding region: 371-1081 (236 amino acids)
Source: RefSeq, a predicted model, not a curated record